Penaeus chinensis is the source of this 4491-nucleotide messenger RNA. Its product is annotated as F-box only protein 9-like. Bases 443 to 2083 code for a protein of 546 amino acids. Gene Ontology annotation, cellular component: SCF ubiquitin ligase complex. NCBI's taxonomy places the organism in Eukaryota, Metazoa, Arthropoda, Malacostraca, Decapoda, Penaeidae. The record is from RefSeq and is a predicted model, not a curated record. Gene Ontology annotation, biological process: SCF-dependent proteasomal ubiquitin-dependent protein catabolic process. The transcript is spliced from 10 exons. Gene Ontology annotation, molecular function: protein binding.
GGAGGAACCACCACCCAAAAUCCCUGCAUUCGCUUCCGCCAAGCAAAACCAGCAAGCACAGCAGCCGCCCUGAACUGAAAGUACUCGAGACACUUAAACAAACAAGUGCAGGCGAAUCUCACCCUUAGAGCCAUCUUGCCACCAAACCCACCAUUACCUGUGCGUUUUACCUUCGAUUAACCAUAAAAGGUUAUCAGAUCACAACACAAGGGAUAUCCACCCCCCUUUCAUACUAAUGUAACUGUCAAUCACCCUAAGGCGGAUAUAUGAAACAAUAAUAUAAAUUAAUUAUUACGAAAUCGCAAGGGCAUAUCGCCCUGACUUGAGUGUGAGGGCGCAGGGAACAUGGCUGCUGUGGUGAGGUCGCGGAUCUUCUUUUCCUGUGUUGUGCGCUUCUCCGACCGUGAAUCUAUUGCCUGAAUUUGCCAGCAAGCAGAUAAAUAUGGCUGACCCCGAAGAAUCUGCCGGAGCUGAUGAUGAUAUUGCUCUCGGUGACCUCACUGAGCAGACAAACACGUCCUGUAAUAGUGAUGCUCAGGAUCCAGAAGUUUUGCUUGAGUCAUUCCGCAAGGCAUGGCAGAGAGAACUGGAGGAGAGCGGGGGCAAAGGUCUGCAGCAGGCCUUGGCAAAGCCAUCCCCCACUGGAGGGCCCGCCAUAGGACCUCCAGGAAGACCUCAAGUGGCACAGAAGCCUCCAAGACCACAGAAACCUGUUACCCCAGUCCAUGGAAACUCUGGGCUCCUGCAAGGGACACUUGGCAAAGGUGAAGGAGGAGGAGAAGGAGGAGGAGAAGGAGGGGGAGGAGGAGGAGGAGGAGGAGGUGAAGAAGGAGGAGGAGGAGGAGGAGGAGGAGGAGGCGGCAGUGGAGAGGUAGAGGGAAGUGAGGUCAGUGUUAGUGAGAAUAACAAUAGCAGUAUGGGAAACAGUCAUGACACAAGCAACGGCACUUUGAAUGCUCCUGAAGGUCCAAAAGAAGACACCAGGUCAGAUGUGGAGAUUAAGGCUACAGAACUGUUCAACAAAGCAGUUGAGCUUGAGCAGAGUGGAUGUUUGUAUGAAGCCAUCCAGUUCUACAGGCGAGCCAUGACGCUUGUGCCUGACAUAGAGUUUAGGGCACACCGCCACAACAUGCUAGAGAGGCCAGAGGGCAUCCGUUGCAUUUGCUCUGAGACUGAGGGAGAGGAGACUGGUAAUGAAGAUGUUUUGGAUGAAGAAGACCUGCAGGAUCUCACUGCCCGCUUCCAGUUGCUCAUGGCUCCAGCACAGGCUAUGUGUUCCCCGCAGUUUGAGCAAGAGGCCGCACACAUUUCAUGCCUGCCACCAGAAAUGUUAGAACGCAUAAUGAGAUGGGUUGUUGGUAACGACUUGGACAUUCGCUCCCUGGAACAGGUGUCUCGUGUGUGUCAGGGAUUCUACCUUAUAGCUAGGAAUCCUGAGAUCUGGCACAAAGCUUGCGUCAAGAUCUGGGGAAUCAACACAGGCACCCCAGGAGUAUAUGGAUCUUGGAGGCAGAUGUUCAUACACAGGCCUCAUCCACGGUUCAAUGGUUGUUACAUCUCCCGGACAACCUAUUUCCGUUGUGGUGCAAGCAACUUUCGGGAUGCAAAUUAUCAGCCCUGGCAUGUGGUCCAGUACUAUCGAUAUGUGAGGUUCUUCCCUGAUGGGUCUGUGAGCAUGUUGACUACUCCAGAUGAACCAGUGUCUGUUGUCUCACACUUACGAACAAAAGAACCAAGGAACUUACAGGUUGUGAAAGGCGUGUACCGUUUCCAUGGACCCAAUGUAUCCCUUGUGUUGAGGCGGCAGUCUCGGGAGAUGCGCAACCGCAGAAAGGGCCGGAGGCACCUGGGAGGAACCACUGACGUUGCAGAAACCACCUUUCAGAUUGAGUUUGAAAUAAGACCUGUCAAACAUAGGGCUCACUGGCAGCUUGUAUGGCGCAACUACACAAUAACAUCAACGUUCUAUGAUGGUAAACAGAACACAUCUCAAAUUGAGGUCAAUGACACCAACAAUUUUCCACCUUUAGCCUUCUCACGUGUGAAGAGCUAUACCACGGAUAGUGAAAAGCCUCUCAUGUGAGGUGGAUUUAAGAAUUAUUGAAGUUAGUUUUCCAUUCUUACAAAAUUCAUAUUAUCCUGAUGUAGAGACUACAUAAAAUAUGUGAUUUUUACCAAUAGGCAAAAAAAAAAAAAAAAUAGGCAAGAAAAUAUAAGAAUGAUGAGGAUUUUUGUUUUAGAAGAAAUCAAGGAUAUUUCUUAUUUCUAAAAGAAGAAAACUGAUUUUCAUUUAAAAAAAAAAAAAAAAAAAUGGUAUGCACACACACACACACACACACACACACACACACACACACACACACACACACACACACACACACACACACACACACACACACACACACACACAAAAAAAAAAAAAAUGGGGAUACAGAGGAUUUAUUUGAUUUUGAAUGUUGAUACAAGAAAACAAAUGUUGAGGGAUUAGAUAAUAAAAUAAAGAUCAGAGAAAAACAAAGUAGGAAUUAGUGAAUGAAUAAGUGAGUGUGUAUGUAUGUUGCUUCUGCUUCUGCUUUUAUGGGGGGAGGACACACGAGCAUGUAUAUACACAAAUUAUAGACAAGGAAAGAAUAUGAAAUGAAGUUGGAUAUGUAGGAAGGUUGGUCUUUAAAUAGAAGAGCAUGGGAUACUAUAGUGUCUGAAGAAGGCUUUUAUUUGCAUUAAGUGUGGUUUUGACCACUUCUUUUUUUAAUGAAGAAGUAUGAUGGUGAAUGUAUUAGAGAAAGAGAAAGAUUGAGAGUAAGUAAACUAGAGUUUGUCAGUAUGCCUCUGUAUUACCUCUCAUUUUCACAAUACAUGCCCCACAACCCAUAAAGAGAGGAAUUAAGGUUUACUUAAAUCGUAAAAGUUCACAUUAUUCUGUCUCUUGUCAUUUCUGUGAUUUAAGCCAUAUGUUAUGGGGAAAAAAGAAAAAAAAAAAUGUUGAUUUGUUAUGAUUUGAAGAGAAUAAUUUGUUUUGCAAGUUUGGAUUUUUGUUGUGCAAAUAUAGAAGAUCAACAUUUGUAUGGAAUGUUAUUUUGUACCAUUGGAAAAAAAGUUAUUGUUCCUUGAUAGCCAAUAUAAUUGCCUUGUAUUGUAAGUUGGAUUCCGAGUAUGAAUUUUAUAUAUAAGGGUAUUUCUGUUUUAUCCUCAAGAAGAAGAAAAAUCAUUAGUAAUGCUGAAUUAGUUAUGAUGGAGCAUAACAUUUUAUAUGUAAUAGAAUGAGUAAUUCAGUUUUCCCCCAUCUUUUUUUGCAUUCUCUUUUUUUCCUCUUCUUGAUUUGCAGUUGUUUAACAGCCAAGGCUCAAGCUGUCUUUUAUUGAUUCUCAAAAUUAAGUAGAUCUCAAACUUUAUGAUUUAGCAUCACGUGCAAGCAGUCCUUUAUUUGACAGCAUCAAUAAGCCUUUGCUCUCCUUCACAUUAUUAAGGUUGACGGUUGUACAGAAGUCUCCUUCUGUGAUUCUGUAACCCCUGUAAUGUUUCUGUAAUCAACACUUCUAUGGUUAAUGAAUUGCAAGUGAUUGUAGGUCUCACUGACUGUGAACUGGUACAAAUUAUUGUGCAGCAUUUCAUUUGCCAUGGUUGAAGUUUGUGUGCAUCUUUUGUUACUGUGUGAAGUUGAUGUUGGUGAUGAACUCUUCAUAUAACAAUAGUAACCCUAUAAACUUGAGAUUUUUGUAGUAUGUGUAGUAUCAGUCACAAAGUAAUGAUGUCAUCAGUAGAUUAGUGGUGGGGUUUUCGUUGAGGCACUGUAUUUGUUUCCUUCUCUUUGUACCCCUUUUAUUGUUCACUAGAAGCAGCAUAAAAGGAAAAAAAAAGGAAAUGUCAGUACUUUAAAAAGUAUUUCAUUUUCCUAUAUCUUUCCUCUUCUUUUUUUCUUUUCUUUUCUUUUUUCAUUGCUUCUUCCUAACCACUCCUUUGGAAGAAACUUCACACUGAAUACGAUGCUUAAUAACGGAGUGAGAUGCAGAGUUUGUCAAGUUUUCAUAUAUUCCCCACACAGUUUUGUAUUUUGCUGCACAAGCUUACUAUGAACAUCAUAUCUAUGCACAUAAGUUCAACUCACAUUGACUACUUUAUGUCUUAUACUAUGUAGCGAGAGAACAGGCAAAAAGGCAUUCUUCAAGAAGAGGAAUUUUUUACCUUAACCCAAGAAAAUAAACAAAUAUAUUUUGAGUUUUACUAAAAGUGUGUAGUUUAGGUAUGUAUCUGGGAGAACACAAUUGUGUAAUGUAUAUGAGUUUUCUUUAGUUGUCUACAGUAAAUGUGAUAUGUACAUUUAAAUUACUCCUCCAAAAGGUUGUCUUAAGAAAUAAUCUGAAGGAUUUAACUAUUUUUCUGAUGCAAAUGUUUGUUUUGUUUCAAUAAUUGUAUAUGGAAUAUGAGCAUUUUAUUAUGUACUUGUACAAAUUGGAAUGUUGAUUAUUGUUGGAAAAUAAAUAUUAGAUCUUA